GGUUAUAAAGUGAAAUGUGAGUGUAAUGGGCAACCACAAUCGACGUGCCUUAUGAAACAAAAAACUAUCAUUGCGCACGAUACCCCAACGCCAUUUUGAGGCGAAAUUUUGUAUUAUAUCGGGAGCGGAGGAUGGCCCGGGGAGGGAGCGCUCUAGUUAACUGACGGACGUCGCCGGCUCACAGCUGGCGCAAGCAAAAAAAAUGCCCCGCCCUGGGAGUCUAAAAGACCCAGAUAUAGCGGAACUUUUCUCCAAACAUGACCCUGAGAAGAUCUUCGAAGACCUUCGCGAAAUUGGCCAUGGCUCCUUCGGCGCAGUGUACUACGCGAGAUGUAAUCUUACCAAGGAGAUUGUCGCCAUCAAGAAGAUGUCGUACCUUGGGAAACAGAGUGAAGAAAAGUGGCAGGAUAUCUUGAAGGAAAUCAAGUUCCUGAAACAGCUGGAUCACCCGAACACAAUAGAGUACAAGGGAUGCUACAAGCGUGAACACACAGCGUGGCUCGUGAUGGAAUAUUGCGUUGGCUCUGCCUCUGAUAUUAUCGAGGUCCAUAAACGCCCUUUACGAGAAGAAGAAAUAGCAGCAAUAUGCGAAGGCGUAGUCUGCGGACUAUCAUACCUUCACAGCCUGGGGCGAAUCCAUAGAGACAUAAAAGCGGGGAAUAUUCUUCUCACGGAGAACGGCACGGUAAAACUCGCGGAUUUCGGCAGUGCAAGCAUAAAGUGCCCGGCUAACAGUUUUGUUGGUACGCCGUAUUGGAUGGCUCCUGAAGUUAUACUGGCUAUGGACGAAGGACAAUACGACGGAAAGGUGGACGUGUGGUCUCUGGGUAUAACGUGUGUUGAGCUGGCGGAGCGAAAGCCUCCUUAUUUUAACAUGAACGCCAUGUCCGCUUUGUACCACAUUGCGCAGAACGAAUCGCCUACGUUACAAGCGCCAGAAUGGUCGGCCGUAUUUCGUUAUUUCGUAGAAGCGUGUCUCCAAAAAAACCCUUCAGACCGCCCAACGUCGACAAAGCUCCUAUCACACCCUUUCAUCACGAACCAGCGCUCGUCCACCGUGCUAGUCGAUCUCAUUCAGAGGACAAAAGCAGCAGUACGGGAUCUCGAUAACUUGAAUUAUAGGAAGAUGAAGAAGAUACUUAUGGUCGACGGUGAUAAUGAAAGUGCUAUUGGAGACAGCGAAGAAACAGCGGAGGAGCGGUCGGGUGGCGAUAGUAGUAAGUCGAACUCUGCCACGUCCGAGCACAGCGCCGCCGGUGCCUCCAGCCAAAGCUCUUCCUCCGGCAGUCUGCGAAGACGACCGAGGCCUGUGAACGCCAACCACCACGUGCCACACCCAGUGCAGCAGCCCUAUGCUCAUCUCAAUCAUCAACACUCGCCACACCCUCCCAGACGCAAGUGGCUUUACUCAUGUUGCUGUUUCGUACGCAGAGAGAGCGAGAGCCCUAUUCCCGCUCCGCACGACGACUACGUCAAUCGCGACGCAUUGAGAGAGUACGCCAAUAGAGAUUCCCUCGGCGACGACUACGGUGACGACUACGCGAAUAGAGAGGCGAUUAGGGAGGCACAACUGGAAAGAGAAAGAGAUAGGGAAAGAGUGGCGAAUGAAUACAGAGAGUACGUUAAUGCGCCCUCGACGUGGCAGCAGGAUAGUGGAGAUGAUAAUAGGAAUACGCAACGGCGGCCAAAUAGAGAACACAUAAGCAACAACGUGUCUGCGGCGCUGUCACUGGUGUCGGAACAUGGUGCAAACAACUUCGCCACCAUCCGCACCACCAGCAUCGUCACCAAACAGCAGAAGGAGCACAACCAGGAGAUGCACGAACAAAUGUCAGGCUACAAACGAAUGCGGCGCGAGCACCAAGCAGCAUUACUGAAACUGGAAGAACGUUGUAAAGCCGACGUAGACGCGCACAAAGCACAGCUCGACCGCGAGUACGAUGCACUACUGCAACAGCUUAGCAGAGAUCUAGAACGGCUGCAGACGAAACACGCGCAAGAGUUGGAACGCAAACAAAAACAGAACGCAGCGGCAGAAAAGAAGCUGAUAAAGGAUAUAACAGCUCGGCAGGAGCAGGAGAGGAAGGCGUUCGACACGCAACGCAAGCGCGAGUACAAGGCUAACAAAGAACGCUGGAAAAAGGAGCUCAGUAUGGAUGACGCCACGCCUAAGAGACAGAGAGACGCUACGCUACAGUCGCAAAAGGAUAACCUAAAGCAGGCCGAGGCGGCGGAAGAGGUGCGGCUAUUACGCACACAGCGCGAGUACCUCGAACUAGAGCUGCGCCGCUUCCGCCGGCGCCGCAUGCUCGCUAUGCACCACAAGGAACAGGAGUUACUCAGAGAGGAGCUCAACAAGCGACAAUUGCAGCUGGAGCAAGCGCACACGAUGUUACUAAGACACCACGAAAAGACGCAAGAGCUUGAGUACCGACAGCAGAAAGGCGUGCACGCACUUAGAGAAGAGCAGUUAGCUCAGCAGCACGCAACGGAGCUUGCCAACCAACGCGAGUACAUGCAGCGGGCGGAACAUGAGCUGCGCAAAAAGCACGCGCUGCAACUCAAGCAGCAGCCCAAGAGCCUCAAGCAAAAGGAAAUGCAGAUCCGGAAGCAGUUCCGAGAGACGUGCAAAAUCCAAACGCGUCAGUACAAGGCACUCAAAGCGCAUAUACUUGCCACCACAGCAAAGGAGCAACAAAAGGAAGUGAUAAAAACGCUAAAGGAUGAGAAGCGGCGCAAGCUGGUGCUACUGGGCGAGCAGUACGACCAGAGCAUCACUGAAAUGCUGCAGAAGCAGACAGUACGCCUUGAUGAAAGCCAAAUGAUGGAGUGCCAGCAACUGAAGAUGCAACUGGAGCACGAGUUAGAUAUGCUGACGGCGUACCAGAGCAAGAGCAAAAUGCAGGCUGAGGCACAGCGCAACCGCGAGCGCCGUGAACUCGAAGACCGCGUGGCUGUCAGGAGGGCGUUGCUCGAACAAAAGAUGGACACGGAGUGCGGACAGUUCGUGGCGGAGCGCGCUGAACGCACGCGUAUGCUGCACGAGAGGCACGAGCGCGAGCUCGACCGCUUCGACAGCGAGAGCACGCGUCUCGGUUUCAGCGCAAUGGCGAUCGCAGAGGGUGGUCGAGAAGGCUUUGGUGACGAAGAGCAAUCUCUCUCCGGGUCAAUGCUAUCCCUCGCGCACUCUAACUCGUCCGCUUCGUUCCCCGCCGGUAGCCUUUAAUGCCGACCACACCACACCCUCCCCUCCCCGUCUUGUGCCUACACCAGCACCAGUAAGUAAUGCUGUUGCCAUGAGUUCAUCAUUAUCCUUGUAUGCUUUGAUUAGACGUGAAGUCUUGAACAGACAUAAGGUACCAUAUUCAUUAAUUGUUGAUGGGUGACAAUAGGAUCUGUUUGGAUGUGAAGUGUGGUAUGCAUUUUGUUUUAGUAUUAAUACCUAAAUAAAGUCAUGCAACACUUCAGAUAUGCUAUGUGGCUAUUUCCACCUUUUGAUGGAUAUUAUACGGGCUUCUUAAAUUGGGAUCACUGCCCAAUAUAAUUGAAGGUACAAGGAGACAUUUUUAUAAAUACAAUUAUAAAACAACGUGGAAGUAAAAGAAACGUUUAGUCUCCAAUGUAUAAAAAUAAUUGUUAAGUAUUGCAAGCUUUGCUGUGAUAAUUGACUGCUUGCUUGUAAAAAUUUAUUAAAAUAUUAUAAAACUAUUGUAUGGGGAAAUAAAUGUAUUUAUUAAAACUUAAUUCUACCUCACUAGAAAAGGCUCACAAGGGUUGGCUUUUAUUGAAUGGAAGUCAAUAAAUAUACAGUAAUAUUGUCAUAUUGCUGUUGAUAUUACAACUCUGUUGCUUUUAGUAUUUGUAUUAAAAUACUCGAUAGUAAUAAAUUGCUGUACCUUUAUAAUAUAGUAUCUUGCACGAUCGCACUAAACAAAAAAUAAUCACGAUCUUAAUUGGUAUUAUAGAUCGCGUAAAACCAGUGGGACACCUCCAUGUCACAUUUUCUUUUGGAUCGACAUGUACUUUUUUACAUCGCUUCUCUUGGCAACAGCAUUUAAUCCGUAACCUUAUGAAUAAAUACAGAGACUGUACCGCCCUCCCUCGGAAUGUUAUAGGCAUUGGAAAAUUCUUGAGAGUGUUGUAACGUAGCGGAACGUUGGCAUUGCCAACUUAGAUUUUAAUUUUGUGUGUGAAAAGUUUUGUUCUGAUAUGCUUUGCGAAUUUUUCGCUUUUCGUACAAAUCAUUGGAAGUUUUGUCCAAGUUUGUAUGGGCAGUCAAAAUAAAUGUAAAUCUAUUCAAAACUUAUAAGAACAAAAGGUUUUUGUGUUUAUUUAGUCUCUCAAGCUUAAUUGAAUUUAGUUCCUGCUAUUGAUCAAAUUUUCCGAAAAUUCGAUUAGGCAAUGGAAUUUUGAAUUUAUCGGAACAAAACUAAAUGUAUAUGUGAUCAAAAUUUCAUGACAGAACUUCAUCUGACGUGUCUUUCAUUUACUUGGAAAAUGAGAGAGAAAGAGAUAAGUUUCUUUUUCAUGAUAUUUUUGUUGACGUUUUAGUAUUGAUGUAACGUCUUCCAAAUGCGAUGCAGUAUUGGUAGCGGACUCGGGAGGGCAUUUCCUAUACACUAUUAAGUUUAAUGCACUCCAUAUUUAAUUAUUCUAAUGCCACGCGGCAGAGUGUUUGGGGUCACACCGUUUAUAUGUACCGGUCAUUGUAUGAGACCAUUGGUGGCAUCUUGUAUUUAUUUGUACAUAGUUUUGUGAAUUGAUUAUUUAUUAAUUUAAUAAUUUUUUUUUUAAUUCUCUUUGUAACUUAAAUAUUCAUUUAACAUUAACGCUGGCAAAUUACAUUUGUACUCUCGCCAUGUUGCGGAUUUUUUAAGAAAUAUUUUAUUUUGCUGACAACGGGGAGAUUUUAGUCAACAGUCAACACUAGCGCCAACAUUUCAGGGUUCAAAACUAACUGACAGCCUCAUUGAACUUUAAUAUUCUAUUGUUUUCGAAAAUUUAGCUCAACAUCAUUUAGACUAUUGACUCAUAAUUAUUUUAAUGCAAAUUGUAUACAAGAAGACGAAAAGAGGAUCAUAAAAUCUGGUGCCUGAACGCAAGUUAUUCCCACACCACUUACACUUUGUCGCGCGUUAGCCUUUCCUAAGGGUUGUUUGAGACUGCGUGCCGUAUGUUGUUUAAAUGCAGCGAUGUGCAAAUGAUACGCUUUCUUAUUAGAGGUUUUAACUCAAUCGCUCGUCUCCGUUGUUUAUGAGGAGGCUUUACACGAACAUAUUUAUCGCCCAAAUGGGUUAUAGAUGUAUAUUGAAACGUGAUAGGCACAAAACUGUCUCUUUCCCUCAUUCUGUUAGCUUAUGUACCUCUGUUGAUUAGGGUUGGACUUGGCAAUACGCAUAAGCAUCGCUUGUCAAAGUUGUCUUUUAUUGGAAUUUUGUCAGCCCGCCUCGGCUUGAAGCAUACUGACGACUCUCCAUAUAAAACACACGUUUAUUACCAAAGUGAUGCUGCCAUAUGAGAAUCAAUCUUAAUUACCGAAUUACCUUUUCUAUCACAAACAAUAACUGUUUAAAAAAAUUCUAAAGCUUAAAAGCACUUGUAAAAUAUUCAUUUUUAUUUAUAUUACGAUCUCUUAGACUUAAGGAACUAUUCCGACUACAAUAUUUAGUAAUAAAAAAAUAUAUAAGAUCUAAGCAUAUUAGGCCGUCCCAUCUAAAAUUCAUUACACGUAAUUACAUAAACAAUGGAGUCGAGUGAAUAGUGCAUGAUUGGAACUAGCAUCUUGAUCUAUACUUGUAUAAUAUGUAGUCUACGAUAAGUUUCUAUAGUGGUUCUAGCUCAUUUUUCCUCUUGGUAACUCUAUUGGAAGCUGUUCAAGACGGAAACUACCAUUAACAGGUGAAAUGAUAUUUUAAGGUAAACUUUGUAGUGUAACCAAGGAAUGUUGAUCCUCAAAGUGUACGCUUAAUCUUGAUGAAGGCAUUACUUAGAGGGAGUAGACGCGACGCCCCGCCCCGCACUCGUCAGUUAUUGUUUUACAUUAGAUAGUCAAAAUUCUAAUAUUCAUAUCAUUAGGUUUUACUUUAGGGGCAAUUUUUUCAAGUAUAAUAAGUUUAUUUCGUAGCGCGGAUUGAUCGCAUUUGUUCAUUGGCAUACUAUUGAGUUUAUGGAAAUGUUUAAAUGGUC
This is a messenger RNA of Hyposmocoma kahamanoa, 6186 nucleotides long. It is a transcript of the gene Tao, whose product is annotated as serine/threonine-protein kinase Tao. The transcript is spliced from 21 exons. The record is from RefSeq and is a predicted model, not a curated record. The coding region runs from base 203 to 3226 and encodes 1007 amino acids. NCBI's taxonomy places the organism in Eukaryota, Metazoa, Arthropoda, Insecta, Lepidoptera, Cosmopterigidae. Gene Ontology annotation, molecular function: ATP binding; protein kinase activity. Gene Ontology annotation, biological process: protein phosphorylation.